Myotis daubentonii (Daubenton's bat) is the source of this 3850-nucleotide messenger RNA. It is a transcript of the gene CEP295NL, whose product is annotated as CEP295 N-terminal like. The transcript is spliced from 2 exons. Lineage: Eukaryota; Metazoa; Chordata; Mammalia; Chiroptera; Vespertilionidae. The coding region runs from base 1440 to 3146 and encodes 568 amino acids. The record is from RefSeq and is a predicted model, not a curated record.
GCGGGGGGCUGUCUGGCUGCCAGGCCCUCGUGCCCGGGGCCUCCAUGGUGCCCGGUGUUGGCCGUCCCGCUGCUCAGCUGUUUGAGCCAAAUCCUUAGGACGGUGGACCCGCCACAGGUGUCCUGAGGGCUGGCGCUCUGGCUGGCUCGUCCCUGUCCCUGACUUCACCCCUGCUCUGAUGUCACAGCACAGCAGCUCUGCCGUUGCCAUGGCAGCGGCCCGCCCCAGUUCACCAGCUGGGCGGACAAGGGCUGCCAGAGGAGGUGGGAGCUGCCAUUCCAGCCAGCCUGGGUCCGUGGCCCGGGACCCCAGGCAGAACAGCCCAGGGUGAGGUUCCCGUGGUGUCCAGCCCCGAGCUGCUGCGGGGACGGGUUCUCUCUGUGCCCAGCUGUUUGGCGAGGCUCCUGACAGGCCCUUGGGAUGUGGCCGGUCAGGGCCUCCGGCCUCCUGUUCAGAGGCGGCGGACUUGCAAGUCCCUGCACCCGGGGGCUCUCCGCACGCACCUCGCCCGGGAAGGAUGGAGGGGCGGGGUUGGGGAUGCGUGUGGCUGAGUGGAAGAUGGAAGCUGAGGCACGGCAGCUGUCACUAGUGGGGACCCCUGACCCAGGCGGGAGGUCUGGGGUCUGUAAGGUCCGAGGGACCCUGAUGAUUGACAGGAGGAGACAGGUAGGAAGCCGCCAGUUGGCUCGGCCGUCAGCGGCCCGCCUGGUAGCCGGGUGUCUCCCGUAGUGUGGGGACCCUGUGCCUCGUGUGUGUCUCUGUGAAGCUGGUCCGGGGAUAAGGAGCCAUGGUGACCCGGGCUCGUCCCCCGAGGCUGCCUGCCUGGCCACCUCGGCCCCCGAGGACUGUCCCGGAGCCCUGUCUGUGGUCAGGAGACCGUUAGCCCAAGCCCCACCCGGGAUGCGGUGGGGACCCUGCUGAGGGCCUGGCGAGGUGACCCUGUUCUGCCGUGACCGCCCCCGCCCAGGUGAUUCUGAUGCUGCCCGUCAGCACCCAGCCGGCUUGAGGGACCGCCCGCCACCCCAGAACUUAGCUGAGAGCCGGGAAGUGGCCGAAAGCGGAGGCUCUGGGCAGCACGCUGGGUGUCACAGAGCGUCUUUUUAGAGGCUAGCAUUCCGAGAAAAGGUUUUAAAUGUUUCUGAUGUUUGUUUUAUCUGGGCUUGGCUUGGAUGCCUCCAGUGAUGGGUGUCACACUACCUACCAUCGCAGCCCAAUGAUUUCAGCACAGCCCCAGAGAAAGUGCUUCUUUCCAUCCAGCCAGUUCCUGCCUCGCUGAUGUGCCCUCGGUGGUCUCACUCGGUCAUCUGGAGGCACGCACAGGCCGUGCUCGCUCUCCGGGCAGUGGCAGGCACCCUCCUGCCCUCGCGGGCCUGACGUGGAACAGCCGUGGCAUCUGUGGCUCCUCGGCCCCCGGCUCCCACCAGCGUCCCUCCGACACCAUGGCCUCCAAGAUCUCCCACGCGAAGCAGGGGGCAGAGAGAGCCGCUUACCAGAGUCCCCAUCCCGGCGACCAGGCCUUGCUUCCGAAGCAGAAACACACGUUGCCGCAGGUCCCAGAGAAAGGCCGCCUGGCCGUGCAGAGGAGGCCGGACCCGGGGCCGUGGAGGAGCCCGCAGCCUCAGCGCCGGGCCGAGGAGCUGAGGUCGGGCUGGCCGGAGGCCCCCCACCCGCGCGCCCGCGACCUGGACCGGCUGCACAUCGCGCAUCUGCUGGGGGCGGGAGGCGGGUGGUCCGUAGAGCCUCGGCCUGACCUGCAGGGCCCGGCCCGGCGGGGAGCCACCGGGCGGCUGAGGGCCCGGGGGAAGCAGAGAGCCGCCGCCAGAGGAGAGAAGCGCCGGCAGGAAGACCUGGUCCGACUGCGGCCCUAUCCGCUCAAGUCCCGGAGGACCGCGGUGGGUGCGGAGAAGAAGGGGGCCGGCAAGGCGGGGGGCCUGCCCCAUCCUGCCCCGGGUCCCCCCGAGAAGAGUAAGGGGAAGCGGAGGUCUUCGAGGAAGACGGGCGGUGGCCACCGUCCCGACCCUCGGGUGCGCGGAGACCUGGACAUGGGGACGCUCUGGGCUUCCGCGGGCGGCGUCGUGCUCCUGGGCGACCGGGAGAGGGACGGCGCCCCGGGCAGGAGGAGGUCGCCGGCGAGGACGGCUCGCCUGGCUCCGGGCCCAAAGAACGACGGUCCGGGCCAGGAGGACAAUCCGGAACCGCCGUGGCCAGUCGACGUGACCUGCGGAAGGGGACCCUCGCCCCCGGUGUCCCCACCCCAACGCCGGGAGGGGAGCAAGUGGAAGAGGGAGCUGGAGUCCGUGUUCAGAGAGCUGUUCAGUACCAACCGGAAGCUGAAGACGUACCUGGAGGCCAGGCCGGGGGCGGACACGUGCCCCAGCGAGGAGCUGGGCUUCCCUGAGCCGUGCGGGUGCCAGGGGGAGCCCUGCUGGGAGAGGCGGGCGGGCGACCUGCUCAUGGAGCUGGCCCCGGGGCCAGCCCAGGCGGACGCCCGCCCCGCGGUGCCCAGCACCAACCUGAAGGAGCUCCUGUGCCAGCUCAAGGACCGGCAGUACCGGAGGCUGGUCGAGCCCCUGCUGUCGGACGAGGGGUACCUGGCCUCGCACCCCGAGGAGGAGAGCCCGCUCUGGUGCGGCCUCAGGCCCAGGCAGGAGCCGCCCCGCCCCGACAUGCUCCUGUCGCAGCUUCGCCCGCCGGCACAGGUGGGCAGAGCCCGCUCGGAGCCGGCCUGGCCCAAGCAGAGCCGGGAGCAGAGGUGGCGACCGCAGCUGGUGGAGGUGCUCGAACUCCCGCAGCUGAGCUGGGAAGCCCUGGGCCGGCCCCCGAUGGAGCCAGGAGAGGAGAUGACGGAGACGGAGACGGAGGCGGAGACGGGGCCACAGAUGAGCGCUCACGUCCCGGCUCACGUCCCGGCUCCCGUCCCGGGGCCCCCCUCUCCGGACCUGGAGGAGGCCGGGGGGUGUGAGCGCAGCACCGCCGCCCCGCCGGCCACAUCCCCGCUGGCCGCCAGCAGCGAGGAGGAGGACGACAAUGACACCACGCACAGUCAGAUGAUCCGUGACCUUGAAGAGCAAAUUUUGGAGCAAAGCAAGUCGCACAAGCAGUUCCUCGAGCAAGCCAGGAGGCGCCUGCAGGAGUUUCAGUGUUAGCGCCGCCCGGUCAAUACAGCACCGACCUCCGGCUGUGGGCCCGGACGGACCGAGGGGUGAGACCCACUGUGUCUGCGUCGCCGGCCCGUCACUCCGCCCGAGUCCCACCCGGGAGGGCCCCUCAGCGAGGAAGCAGGCCCGGUGGGGGCGGGUCCGGGUCCGGUUUGGCCCAGCGCGCAGAGGCGUGUCCCCGAGCCACGAGCUCAGAGGAGGAGUUCGGGUCAAGUCAGUGCUCAGAGGUCUUUAGACCCAUAAACGCUGGACUCGCGGGCCCCCACGGUCAGGCAGGCAGUGGCAGAGGGCAUCGCCUGCACGGAGAUGUCACCUGAACCUCCCUCAGUCCUUCACACCAACGGGACCAGCAUCAUCCGCCAGGAUGUCACUCAGUAACGUUCUUUUUUGUGACUCCUCACCCGGGGGCAUUUUUUUAUUGAUUUUUAGAGAGAGUGGAAGGGAGGGGGGGAGAGGGAAACAUCGAUCUGAGAGAGACACAUCGAUUGGUUGCCUCCCGCACGCGCCCGUCCAGGGCUGGGGCUGGAGCCUGCAACUGAGGGGUGUGCUCUUGACCGGAAUGGACCCCAGGACCCUUCGUUCCGGGGGCUGGUGCUCCAUCCAUUGGGCCACCUGCUAGGGCUCUUAGUGACAUUCGUAUAGUGAAUAUUAAUAAGUUGGAGGAAGACAGGAAGGGAGUGAGACAGGAAAGG